Molecule: messenger RNA, 12206 nt
Organism: Porites lobata
Lineage: Eukaryota; Metazoa; Cnidaria; Anthozoa; Scleractinia; Poritidae
Source: the annotation of a GenBank genome assembly
CCGAUUACCACCGAACAUUUUACAGAAGUCGUCGGAGAAGAUCGGACUGGUAUCCUAAUCUCAAAAUGGCGGAUGCAUGCAAGAAAAAAGAUACUGAUUGCCAUGAGGACCAUGAGGACUGCAAAACGGUUGACAUUUUUGAGGCCUCACAAUGCGGGUUAGUGAACAAUAUUAUUAUUAUUAUUAUUAUCUUCUUGAUUCUUUUUUCUUUCUGACAGAAAUUUUGAUCUUCUAGUGGGAUUGGUGAUAUGUAAGCUAAAUUCUGAAUGUUCCUUGUAAGCUUGUAAGAUCAGCGUUUAGACAAAAUUUUUCGUAUAAAUCUUACAGUUUCCUGACUACCAUUCUUAGUCUUAUUCCUUUAGUAUCGGUCCCUUCACUCUCAAAUGUCGGGAGUGCAGCUGGUCAGUUUGAUCCGUUUGUUGAUUGCUGUCUAUAUUCCAUUUUUUAAAAUUUAUUUCCACAUAAAAGACAUAUUCCUGUUAAAAAUGUUAUAAAAUCAUUUUCAUUAAUCUUAAAUUUAUUGAUGUGAACAUGAGCAAGGAGUAAGGGAAGGAUCGUUGAAGUUUAAUACUGGCUUGAAUUAAAAUAAUGUAAGUUACCGGUAUCUAUAUGAAACAGGUGUUCUUUAAUUCUACCUUUUAGUCUCCCUUUCAUGAUCGUAGUCUCGGCCCCAGUUGUUCAGAAGGUAGAUAACGUAAUCCAGUGGUUUCAGUGGAUGACGCAGUUGGUUUUCCUAAGGUCUCUCCAUUGGAUAGUGAUUUUAAAUGUAUCUGUUAGAUAGCACUAUCAAUUUGAACAACUGGGACCUGGGGGUUUACAAUAUUUUUUGGUCUAAAAGAGGGUCAGGAUUUGGAAAACCAGGUGGCACACCCCCACCAAGAACUCCCAGGGGUACCCCCCCCCUGGUGGGGGCAGAUAACACCCUCUGAGAUCUGCAUUGGGAGUACACCUGUACCCCUAUGGUUUCCAUAUCAAUAUUGGUCAAGAUAUGAGAUUAUUAUUUUACUAGUGCAGUAUAUUUAUAAAGUUAACAAUUUUUUAGAAUUUUGUUUCAUACCACUUACCUAUGACUGCUUUUGUUUUUUGGGACUUCACAGGGAUACCAAGAUGUGCAGAGAGCUUGUUGGCCAGCAUGGCGUAAAAAUUCUAAACACGUUCGACAGCCAUGGACAUACCCCUUUACACUGGGCAGCCCUAGGGGGAUACAGUGAAUUGAUUAAGUUUUUUUUGAAUUGCGGAGUUGAUGUAAACAGACAAAGUCGAUCUGAUUAUGGACCAUUCCCUAUUCACUGGGCGUGCGUUAAUGGACAUAUCUUGUGUGUGGAUCUUCUUAUUCAAAAUGGUGCAUCAAUAGACUGUACAGACAACAAAGGUUGUACACCACUUAUUAUUUCGGCUCAGUAUGGCAAGGCAAUGCUGGCUGGAUACCUUAUAGGAAAAGGUGCAAAGAGUUUUUUCACAGAUCAUGAGGGAGAUAAUGCUUUACAUUGGGCAUGUUUUAAAGGUGAGCACUUUUCAACAUUUUUGGACAUAGAAUGAAUUCUAGCCUGCGCCACAGACAAAUCUUAACUCUGGUUGAGUUCGUGUGCACAACAGCACUGAAAUCCUUGUUCUGGGCCCCAUCUCAGUGUACCAGGAUUUUAAUACAUGCCAUCAGUGGCCUGUAAAAAAAAAAAACAUUUUGGAUUUGCGAACCAAGAUGAAAGACAAUUUUAAAAAAACUUCCUGCAAUCUGUUGAGUCUGUAGGGGGCUCAGAACAAAGAUGUCAGCACUGCAUCGUAGACAUUACUGAUCGGGGUUUGAUUGGACAUCUGCAACACAGGCUAAAUGAAUUCUUGAGACAAAAAAUGUGGUGUUCACAUUUGAGUCUGUAGGAGACCUUGGAAGCAACCAUUCAUAGGCAAAAUCUCUCAGAAAUAAACAUUAAUCUUUCAGUAUUUUGUGAAACUCAUUAACAGUAGAUAAGUAUGGGGAAGGUGCUUGUAAAACUGUUGAAAUCGUGUACUGCAGACUAGCACAUUGGGCAACCAUUUAAAUCCUGAAAAUUGAAAGUAAAUUGUUCAUAAAUAAGCAUUAUUGGCAUCUUUCAUCAUCCAGGGUGCAUUUCCACUUAACACUGAUUGUAAGGGUACACAAUAAUUUUCAGUGGUGAAUCAGGGUGUCCUCACCAUCCCUCCCUCCCCCCCGCAACCUUACCCCCUAUCUAAAUAGGCCCUUAGUAGUGUUUUGUGGUACAUGCACCUGGCUUUACUGCAAAAGGAACAGAUUCUACAUCAUAUAGCUGGUAGAUGAAAAUUUGUGCUAAAUUUCAGCUCUUAAUUGUAUGUAUUCUAUUCAAUCAGUAGCUUGUUCAAAUUUCCACGCAGUUUAGGGUUAAAGGGAAAUGUGUGAAAGGCGAGAAAGGUGGGAAUUAUUACCAAGGAAAGAUACUUCUCAACCAUAUAAAAGUUUGGACCCCCUUAUCACAAAUUCCCAGAUCUGCAACUGAUUACGUGUUAACUGAAGUCAAGGGCAAGUUUGUAGCCCUAGCACUGUAAAAGUACAUAUCUGUAUAUCUUAUUAGGAUGAAACCUCUCUUGACAGGCCAUAGUGAAGUUGUGCAGUUAUUGCUGUAUUCUGGGUUUGAUCCGAAGCAGAAAGAUAGGUUUGGGCAGGUUUGUUGUAAAACUGUACUGUGUAAUAAUUUUGCUUUAUGUUAAUUGAGUAGUGUGCUCAAGAUUUCAUUGUAGCAGAUAUUCUCAAAGUGAUUUACUGCAUACAUUACUAUAUAUUACUAGAUUCAUUUAACUAUUUUUUGCUGAUUGUCAUAAAUCCUCAUAUCAUACACAGCCUUAUUCAAUAAGUUCAAAUAUGCCGGUACAUUUUUCUUCUAGGUGAAAAUACAGGAAAUAUUGCCCACUCUCCUGGCUUUCCUAUUCUCCUACUCUAAAUUACAUGACAAUGUCAUAGCUUGAGCUUUCUCACCUCAUAUUAAGUGUGCACAUUAUCACUUAAUAUUGAAAUAUGUCACAAAACAGCAGAAAUUGUUUAUGGUCCCAGCUUUGUAAUAACUUAUUACAUGAAAUUUUUGUGACAUAUUAAUUUCGUGAUCUUUAGUAAGACGCUAUUUAUUGAACUUAUCUUUGAAGCAAAUAGAACAACUUCAUUUACAAUAACGUCAAAAUUUGUAACAAGAGCUGCAGCGACGGGUCUAUAUAAAAACAGUAACAACAAAGUUCUAACAAUUUCCACAAGAAUUUUAAGCUUGUUCGUUAGUUUUAGUCAAUUGACCAUGAUCUCCAUGGCCGUUUGUGUAAAUUUGUCCCUUCAUCAUUAUUAGCUAUUAUUGAUAUAUUGCUAUUCACUUAAUUUUCGCAUCAUGUUUUGUAUUCAUGACACUUAUUGUUCACGUCACUUUAAUUUCGUGAUUUUAAAAUAAUCGUGAAAUUCGUGGAAUUAAAGUGUCGCGAAAAUUUCAUGUUUUAAGGUACAGUUGAACCUCAAUGUGCAACCAUCUCACUUAAGUAACCAUGUCUCAUAAGUAACCUAUCAAAAACACUAAAACUUUCCCAGUUAAAUCCCUAUAAUAAAUUAAAACCUCUUGUAAACAAUCACCUCUUAUAAGCGACUGUGACCGAUGGCCCGACGUUUUUGUUUUCCAUUGUUUUUAACCUCUUGCGAGCAACUACUUGAUGCGUUAUAUGGCCUCUGUUCACUGUAUGUACUUCACUUCUCAGAUUAUAACAACAGAUUGAGAGAUUUGUAGUGUAUUAAAAUAGAUAUUUAGGUUGUUUAUGUUUGUAUUUGUAUUUGUAUUUUAUUUUUUACUCCAUCCUAUAAUACAUUAGCUGUACAAUAAUACAAUAGUUGUACAAUAUUAAUAAUACAUUAGUUGUACAAUAUCAAUUGGUAGUAUACUGGAAGUAUACGUAUUAGACAUCCCACAAUGCCAUGCAUGCUUGGUUGCAAGUGUUAAGUGCAGACCAGAGAAGCGUGUUUGAUGUAUGUUUGGUUUUUGUUGAAAUCUUGUAGCAUUGUAGUGAUAAAGCAUUGAAUGAAAUUUAACAAGAUUGACAGUGAUCUGUCACUUUUAUGGCUAAAGGCAAACGUGAGUUUGUACCACGUGACCAAGUUUUCCCUUUACUUUUCUUUGACUGUUAGUUACUUCUGUAAAAAAGAUAAAAGUUUCAUGCCAGUUUUGUUCAUAAGAGUUGUUUUGGAGUAUUUUUAUCUGCUUUAUGUGCUAUUUUUAAAAAUUCUCAACUUGAAUCUGACUUUUGCCAUUAGCCGUAAGCGUGACUCUAAAUCUCUCUGAUGACAACAUGGAACUAUACUUGUACCCAUAACUUAGAAAUUGCAUGCAAUAAAUUAUUUUCCAAAAAAGAGAUGUUUCAGGGCCUCCCUCUUAAUUCUUGCAAGUGACCACCUCUUCAGGAGAAGCCACCAGUAAAUCUUCAAAUUUAGGGUGGUCGCUUAUGGAUGGUUUGACUGCAUUAUUGAUGUCCAUAUUUUGUAUUUGUUAUAUUUUUGGUACAGACACCUCUUCAUCUGGCAUGUCUUAGUGGGGACCUAACCACGGUUGAACAUAUAGUUGAUAUGGUAGGCACUGAAUACUUACUUCAGCUUCAUGGUCCUCAAAUAAAACCUGUACGUGUCAUUCUGAGGCAUCCUUUUUUUUAAUACUCUUGGCAAUUAAAAAUCUUUUGAAACGGUUGCGUGGGGUGCUUGCUAGUUUACACAAACCACCUAGGGGGAAAUCUUGUGCACAAAUUACAAAAAUCUAUAGAAUUUGAUUUGGUGGGAGAACUAUAUAUAUAUAAGUAUAUCCAAAUCAGCUAAACAGACUGACAAGAGUAGAAGAGUUUCAUUGCAUCAAAUCACAACCCAUAUUAUUUCUGAAGCUUCCCAAAUGUAAUGGCAUGAACCAUUUGAUUUUCCAAUUGAAAUUUCCUGUUUUUCCAGGUAAAUGGUAAGUAUCCGUGUUAUCUUUAUGGAGAAGUGAGAUUUUUUGUGUCAAUUCAGGGUUUGACAAAAGUCCCAUUCAGUCAGCUGGGACAAGUAGAAUUCUCUGCCUGGCAAGUUACUUUCUCUACUCAAUUUUGUGAUGGGAAAGGGCCUGGGUAGUUGUCUUCACAUACUAAAGUAAGCUUAGACAAGCAGUCAGCUGCCUUUGGUAAGCAAUUCACACUCUUGGGAUGUUCAUACUGGGUUCUGCCAUCAUUAGAGUGUUUUAGAUCCGAGUUUACCGCGAACCUCUAACCGCUGGAGGUCACGUGACAAGUCUUUCGAGUCACCUUUGAGGUUUAUGACAUGCGUUUUCAAUGUCGGGAGAUAGGUUUUCACGUAUGUCAUUUACCUGAAAGCUUUUAGCGCAUAAUUCUUGUUUUAUCCCAUGUAAUGAUACAAAAAUCUUGUGGAGCAAGUCUUUAUCCAUUAACAGAGGCACAAAUUUAGGCGAAAUGCUAAAUUUGAUAAAUCCUAUUGGAUCUUGAAAACAAGUGCCAUUCAUGGCUCCUGAUUCAAAAUGGCGGCUGUGAAAUUGCAAGAAGAACUAAUGUAAGAAUUUACAGCUCUUUGCUGCUAGUUAACCCAGUGUUACCGUAAAUUUCUUUUAUUUUCACUGAUUGAUUAUUCUUCUAUUUCUAAAUGGAAAGAUAAACCAGAAUCCACUUCUUUAAUCCACCGCCAAUCUAAAUCAAAUUAUGUUUGAACGUCGAACCGCAAACGGGUAACCGCAAACCGCGGUUAGAGGUUCACGGUAAACUCGGAUCUAAAACUCUCUAUUGUCUCAUGCUACUUGUAAUUUUUAAGUAAUGGAUAUCAAAGUUACACAUUCUUUUCCAUCAUUCAUCUUUCCAAAUAUAUAUACUUUUUCCAUUACUUCUCAUAUUCACUUAUGUGCUCUCUGUGUACAUUUUUUUCUAGGAUGUAGCAUUAGAUGCGGUUGACAGUAAUAGCAAAACUCCUUUGCGACUGGCGAUGGGGAGAGAAUACCAAGAAAUUGUAUAUUUUCUACAAGGAAAACUCAACCGUUUUGUAUCCUGUAAAUUGAGGUGUGCUUCUUUUGUUGUUAGUAUUGUUAGUUAUGGACUGGAGACAUAACUGCUGGAGCAGAAUCAUACAAGCAUGCACUAAUUUAAAUUAUUAUAUGGCUACAAUAGUUUGCAUGCUCUGAUCGGCUGUUUUCUUGUAACGACCAGCCAGGUGUCCAAGAUGUAUAAAAUCUGUGUUUAACUUGAUAGUGGAUAUCUUUAUGGACAUCCAUGUUAUGGUCAAUUGACAGCUGUCAAAAAGGUCAUCUGCUGACCAGUGUCAUCUGACUGUAUGGCAGGCUUAAGUGUACAACUCACUGAGGUGACAUGUUUGUUCAAGUUAUCCCCUGGCCAGUUGUUGGUUUUAAUUGAUCACAGGCUCAGGUCCAUAAUAAAAAGGCCAUAUAAUAAUAUUAUUAUUAAUAACUUAUUAACCUCAUCUGUUCAGCCAUUACAGGGAAAUCUCAGACCUCAGCCUUGAUGUACUGACCUAUCACUAUCGUUAUCGCACGGUCAAUACAUCAAGGCCUCGGUCUGAUAUUUCCUUGUAAUGACCUCACUCUAUUAUGUGGUAAAAGAUGUCAGUUAGGUCAAGCAUAAGGGACAUCUUAUCAAAACUGUCUCGACAUUCCAAGUGUUUCCUGAUACAGCUUAUCCUUUUUUUGAUGGAACGGUGAUGAGAGCACUAAGUGCCCUCCAAUGUGGGCUAGGCUCAAAUCCUGUGGGCGGGACCACAAUGUGCAGGAGAUUUUGUUGUUAACUCUCAUCCUUGCUCCAACAAAUUCUCUCUAGGUACUCUAGGCUGCAAUUUUUCCUAAAAAUUGUUUUUCAAUGCCCGAAUAGCCUGUGUACAGCCACCCCCUCCCCUACAAAAAAUCCCUCUUCCCAAUUGCUUUUGAGGGGAGGUGGCAGCUGUACGCAGGCUAGGCCUGUAGAACUGUCAUGAGACUUUUAUGUGAAGUGCACAACCUUAACAUGCCCAUAGGGCACGUGAUGAAAAAGCAAAAGAAAAUUUUUGUCUCUUCCCAGUCUCACACUCUGUUUUCACCCUAACUCUAGGACUUUCGUAUGCCCGCUCUUGACUUACGCAAAAAACAGGUUAUCCUCUUCUCAAAAACCAACAUAAUUUCAACAUUCCACUUUGAUCAGAGAGAUGGAUACUGGUAGACAAAAAAACCACUAACUUGAUGUGCAACAACUAAAUUAUUGUUUAUUAGUUAUUUUAUUUAAUGUUAGUUUUUUGAAUAUAUUUAUCUAUCUAUUCUUUGCUCACAAUAUCCAGGGACAUUGUAUUUGGCCCGCCUGGGAGAUCGAAGGCAGCAAUCUUAUUCUACUUUUGUAACCUGUUUCUCUGGGGUUAUCCUGUUUAUUUCUACUGGGUGAGUAUUUUUAAUUUUUUUAUAUUUUUACAACCAUGGAGAAGAAUUUUCACUGUACCUAAAUCUAAUAAAUACGAGUAUAUUACCGUAAUCAGUGAUAUCAUCACAAUUAUAAAGAUGAGGUUUAUUUGUAAGAAGUCACUUUUACAAAAGUGAAUUGAAAAACAGUUAAGAAUACUAAGAAAAGUUACCAGGCUGGAGUAUGCAUCUGGGCGUUAAAAAUUUAUAUACAGCGUCAUCACUAUUUUCAUUACACGUAUUAGGAAUGCGAGAGAGAAUGAAUGCAAUGAGAAUGUGAUGUAGUUUUAGUGACAACAUGAAACUACACAUAUCGUAACAUAGAAAUUGCAUGCAAUGAAUUCUCUUCCAAAAUAUAGUUGCCCGGUCCUCUUUUAGUAAGGGACCUUCUAUAUCACUAAAUCUUCACAUUUCAGAUAGUGGAGAGUAGCGCGAAAUCGUGAGUAAAGGAAAAAUGCGGACGAACUAAAGGAUAAAACCGUUUUCCAAAACGAGCGUCGACGAACUAAGGCCCCACCCCGUGAAUUUUUUUUUUUUUUUAACUCCCCAAAGUUUUUCCUGGGUUUCGUCAUUCAGUAGGAAUUGGUCGGAUUUUAACUUGGAAACAAUGAAAACUCUGACCGAUUUUUAAAACGGUGGAAACCGGGUGGUCGACUAUAGAACGCCGGGAACAGGCGACAUUUUGGGUAGUGGUCGAUUAAUGUAUUUAGAUUUUUCGUAAAAAAAUAUACCAUUUGUUUUAAUAUUCACAGGUUUUGCCAGAGACGUGGAGUUACACACCUUCCGCUCAUUAUCUGUUUAUCACUUUCAAUGUUUUUAUGUGGAUGUCACUGUAUUAUGCCAACUCGAGAAAUCCGGGCUUUAUCCCGUGUAACAGUCCAGAUUACGAUAUGGCGUUAAAGCAAGUACGUAUGCCAUUUCUAACCAUAAUUGGUUUGGAGUGUUUGGAGCACGUUUUUCUGAAGAGUUAGUUAAUACCACAUGAAGUGUAGAUUUUGUAUCUGUUAAUGUGCGUGACAUAAGCUAGUCUCUAGUCCCCCACACAGCCGUUUUUGUCUCGUCACGCAACGCUCCUCCCCAAGAAGUGUGUGACGAGACAAAAACGGCUGCGUGGGUGACUAGCUAGUCUCGUACAGUAACCUUUUUUCGUCUUGUACAGCGCCUUGUUUUGUGUCGUCGCGUAUCGCAGUCUGAGCGUUGCGUGACGACCCAAAAAAACAGUACCUUGGGUGUGAAAGGUUUUUUUCUUUCCGUCUCGAGAGCUUUAGCAAACCGUUAGCAUGGUUUAUUUCAUCCUAGGUAUUUUGAGAACGGACCUCUGGAAACAGGGUAAAAAAUAUCAGCUGCGUUCGAGAAUAAACUUAAGCCCAUAAAAUGGCAUUUUCCCUUUUUUGGGGGGGGGAAUCGCUUUUAUGUGUCGUUUAUUAAGAUUUUUUGUGUUCAACUUCAUCUGUAAGAACGAGCUUGUUUUGCGUUCCGUUUCUUCUAUUGACAAGUGUAAUUCUUGUACCCAGGUUCCGUUCUUUGAAGAGUGGCAGGUGAAGACUGGACAAAACCCUCUGGAAAAUCUCUGUCACACGUGUAGACUGGUGCGACCCCUGCGCGCAAAGCAUUGUAGGAUAUGUAACCGAUGUGUGAAGCAUUUUGACCAUCACUGUCCCUACAUAAAUAACUGCGUUGGUCUCUAUAACAGGUAUACAGUGUGUGUUUUCUCGGUUGGGUGAAGGGGGUGGGGGAGGAUGUGAGAAGCUUUACCUAAAUGAAAAACCGUGCGGUUUGCAGAAGAGGAAAAUAUUACAUGUACCGUAUUUAUUCGAAUAGGCGCCCAACCUCGAAUAAGCGCCCAUCCUAAAGGCAGAAAAAGUUAAUAAGCGCGCCACCCCCACCCCACCCUACCUCCCUCCCACUCGAACUCAAACUCAAAUAAGCGCCCACCCCCUUCCCCCUACCACCCAAAAAAAGGAAUAAGUACUAAUAAGAAACUUCCCCGAAGACGGAGUUUUCUUCAGAGUGUUUUGCAGAAACCUUGCUUUCUUACAUCUUCGCGUUUUGUUAUUGCCAUUUACUGUUUUGUUGCAAAAUAUACAUACUAUACUUGUUGAAAAGGGUGAAAAUUUUAUAAGCGCCCACUCUCAAGGUCCAAAAAUUUAGUAAGCGCCCAGGGCGGUUAAUCGAAUAAAUACGGUUUUUUUUUUUUCUUUUUUUCAAUAUGAACAGUUAAAAGAAGGCAAAAAAGCUCAGUCUUGCCUGUAUCCAGAACUCGUGUGCAGAAAAAAACGGUAUAUUUUGAGGGGAGUGGAGGUGAUGGGCGAACAGGCGGGCACUAAGCGCGAUUUUUGCAUAGAACGCGCCCUUCCUGUCUCAUAGCUCCUCGAACUCCACGCUUUACGUUCACCAAUGAAACGCUUUAAAAGAACGCCUGUUCUGCGGGCCAGUCGAGCGUUUGUGAUAAAAACCACGUCCAAAUCCAGCUGUUUCAGCAAAGAGACUCAAUUCAAGUGAGAGUAAUGGGACAAAAAGGAAAUCUUAGAGCUUUGGCCGGGAUGUGUGAAUUUCACAAAAGUUAUUUUUAGAUGUUGGAAUUAAACGGAAGUCUAAUUCCUGGGACUUCUGCACAUUUAUAGUCGAUUGUUUGAAACGUUGUCAAGUCCACGCGCGAUUGCCUUAAAGCAAACAUGCAGAAUAUUAUAAUGGCGACUGUUGAAUUCUCUCUUGACAACAUUGAAUGAAGGUUUGCGGGCCUCUUCGGAAAAUAACUUCCGAUUAAUUUCAAGCGUUUAAUUGGUCUAAAAAUAACUUUGGUGAAAUUCACAUAUACCAAGGGCUAGACUGGGAGUUACCCUCUCUGUCUCAUGAAAAUAGCAACGGAAAAAAAGAAACAUGAGAGUUUUGCGGCUGAAAGCCGCUUCUUUUCUUUCCUCUUUUCAUGAUAUGUUCAUUAUAGUUGAUCCUAAUCCAUUUGAGCUCAUUAAUUUAAUGCUCAAGAUGUUGUGAAGAUAUAAGUCAGUAUGAAUGUAACAAGAUGAAAGUGUACUACAGAUGAUAUUUGUUGACCUUGCAGUGACGUUAACAAUAAAACCAGCGUAAUGUGUGUUCUUUUCAGAGGGCCGUUCUUGAUAUUUGUAGCGUGCGUGGCAGCUUGUAGUAUAAUGACGAUCUACUUUGCCAUCAUAUUGCUUCGUUUGGGUGGAUUCAGCUGGAUAUAUAGUAUUGGAUUGCUUCAAUUUAUUGUGGUGUCCGCACUCAUGUCAGCUCUGUUUAUCUUUAUUGUGAGUAAAACCCUUUUGUUGUUGAUACAUAAAUAGCUCCAUUUAGUCACUCUUGGUUUCCUGUUAGCCACGCCUAUAAGAUGUCCCCGUUCCCCGCCGUCCUAAGUUUUGCAAACGCUGGUCGCUCUGAUAAAGGUCUGUGUAUGUUUUAAACAGCAGAUAACAGGAUGUGCCGUUGACUCUUCCAUCAGAAACCUGUCUAAGCCAGAGUGUCGUAACAAUUAAAAUUAUGCAAAUUUUCGUUGAAUGGUAAAAAUAAAUGGAAGAUAAAUGGUUCAGUGAAAGAAUAAAGACGUAAGACAUUUGUUUUCGCAGAAGAAAGAAAUACUUGCGUCAUUUUCCAAAAAAAAAAGAAGAAGAAGAAGAAUUGUGUCGCUCGAGCAAUGUCAAACAAAAUUUCAUUUUAUGGAUAAGGUGUUAUUUCCUGUUUUCUCACUGCCCAACAAUGAUUUUCUUUUUGACAGGUAAAUCAAAUUUCUAUCAACCUUACUACAAACGAAAGAAUCAACAAGAAGCGAUAUGUGUACCUCAGAGGACCAUCCGGAAUAUUUCUUAAUCCUUUUGACAGGGGCUGUCUUAAGAACUGGCUAGAGUAUUUUCAUUGGGUUGAACCUUAUGACAAGAAACCCAACCUUAUGUACAAUGUCUGAAGUAUCAUAUUAGGAUCAACUGGAAUGUGGCUUUGCAUGAUAACUUAAUUGCUCCGUGCCUAGUGUACUCUCGUAAUGCGAGGGAGUCUCGCAAGGGACGCGCGAGAAAUCCCAUCAUGAGUUGCCAGUGAGAACGAAAACGGAAAGACUGGAAACGACUCAGCCGCUGCAAGAACUGAAAUGUUUCUCAAUUGAAAUUGUCCGCAAGGAUGCUAGCUUUUAAGUCUCUUUUUACUUCUCUCUUUUCGUAUCACCUUAGCGCUGGGCCUUUAAACUAAUUUAUUGCUUCAAGCGUCAGUGCUUAAUCGCCAUCUCUUUUAUGUGAAGAAGGAUUUCAUCAUAUUCACCCACUAUUCAGUGUUGCGUCUACUGUACACACUCCUCACGCGGAUGGAAGAAUUCAGUUGAGAGCUCUUUUUUAAGGAAACAUUAAAAAUGAAUUUUCAGUUUUGGAAUUAGGCCUUCCAGUCAUGGUCAAGUGGAAAUUGUAAUUGUUUAACGCCUCAAUCUAAUCACCUGUGUCUCCUGAUAUGGAUUGCGGGAGAUUUGCGUCAAAUUCCUGCGCGCCUUAAUUGUUUGGUUAUAAAAAUGACCAUGAUCAAGAAGACAAGAUUAUUUUACCAUGGGAAUUAGUGUUAUGAAAGGAGGUUAAAUCUCCUUUUGAUAGGCGUUUCUGAGUAAGUUAACAUUCAGUCUUUCAAGGCCACUUGUGCAGUUCAUAUUUACAAAAAUGAAGAGUAAACGUGACCAAGACACAGUUAAUUUCAGUAUAGAAAACAAUUUGCUAUAGAGUAAAAAGUCGGUCACUAUGCUGUCCACUUCAUCUGCCUUUGCUGGGUACAAUACUGUAUUUUUUAGGUACGUUUUAGAAAAUAGGC